Xiphophorus couchianus (Monterrey platyfish) is the source of this 7248-nucleotide messenger RNA. Its product is annotated as potassium voltage-gated channel subfamily A member 3. Bases 3470 to 5074 code for a protein of 534 amino acids. NCBI's taxonomy places the organism in Eukaryota, Metazoa, Chordata, Actinopteri, Cyprinodontiformes, Poeciliidae. Gene Ontology annotation, molecular function: protein binding; delayed rectifier potassium channel activity. Gene Ontology annotation, cellular component: membrane; voltage-gated potassium channel complex. The transcript has 3 exons. Gene Ontology annotation, biological process: potassium ion transmembrane transport; protein homooligomerization; action potential. The record is from RefSeq and is a predicted model, not a curated record.
GGGGGGGGGGGGGGUAUAAGAGAGAGCCAGCACAUCAAAACAAACAGUUCAGGACAUAAACUCGGUCAUCAGUCUUGGGAUUCCAAGGCUGGCAAAUGUGUCCUCAUAUGGCGCCCUCUCUGUGUUAAAAGACUGCUGUAUUCUUCCACAAAAACAACUGAAGAUCCCUGGAUAUAACACAAAGAUAACAGCGUAUGUAAAUAAAAAAAAUAAUUCAAAGUAUUUCAUUGAUAAAAGAGCCUUCAUGAAAGACGCUGAGAUUAUGGUUCUCGCAAGCAAUAUGCAGUAGGUGUGGGUUUAGAGGCUCAGUCUGAAAGCGUCUCAGUGAUUCCUUCAAACACACUUAUUGUUCUGACUAAAUACCAAAUAUCUGCCUUCUCCAACUUGUCUUGAAACUUGUCCUCACAAAACAUUUGCCUUGUCCAAGUGGAGGACUGCCGAUGUUAAACGUAUCAGCUUUGGUUCAGAUGCCUCUUCUGUUGAUUUGUACUUUUCACUUCGAAGUUGAGAAGUUUGACUUUUGAUGCCUCCUUCUGAGGAGCCUUACCAAUUUCCUUUCUUCUCAGCGAGAGUUCAAGUUUGAUGAUUGGAACCUGGACAUUAUUACAUGUUCCAACAGGACAACAAUGCUGAACAAUGUUUUUAUGUGAAACCAUUCACAUAAAAAAAUUCACAGUAACUAAAAUCUGUUUACAUCAGCAGCUUGUAACUCCCGGUCACACAGGGCCAGCCUGUCAACCAUUGAUCGGAAUGGUUUGUGUGAAACCAUUCACAUAAAAACAAACAUGUGCUCAUAACCUUUAUAUUUAAAACUCCAUACAGUUUUUUCCCCUUUGCUUGAAUAUUAGACCAUCAAAAAUAAUUUCAUUAUCAAAAGCAUAAAUUUCAAUGAGUUUCCUGCCCAGGAUCUUUGUAUCAAAGCUUCUGAUCUGUGUAGAAUCUUGAAAACCAAAAAUGGAAAUGCAUAGCCUACAUCACCUUUGCACAAUUAUGUUUUUUUUAAUGAUAUGACAUCUUUUCCUCUAUAUAUUUACUUUGUAACACGUAAAUCAAUGCUCCUACACAUAUGGAUGAACAGCGGUUUGAACAUUUAUACCGUAAAUUAUAAGUAUGGCUGAAUAUGUGUGUCUGGGUGUUGGCACAGAUUGCCUACACUAAUGAGAGACUUUAUAGAUUAGUUCAGUCAUUUAUUACUCACUUUAAUUUAAUCUUGAGGAAGCAGAUGUUGUUAGGCCACAAGCACAAUCAUCUCUCACAAUUGGUUAUCUUUUUUUCCCCCUUUCCUCUCUUUUGUGCUUUCUUCCUUCCACUUCUUGUCAGGGUGCAUGCCUGUGUGCUAGCAUGCAAUGAACCUAAGAAAGUGAAGGUAAAAAAAAAUACAAAUAAAAAUGCUGGACACAUCUGCAAGGUCAGCUCCAUCUGUAAAAGACAUCAGAAGAGCCAAGAUAACAACUGGCAAAGUACUUAAUGAUGCCUCAUCUGUUUGGUAUUUUCUGUACUGAACAGAUUCAGCUCAGUUAGCUGUCAGCUGUCAUGCUUUUAUUUAAUUUUCCCUCAGCGCACAUGACACAGAAACAAAUGCAUACAUGUUUGACACUGUAUGCAUUGUCAAACAUGCAUACGAUGCGUUUUGAUACCUUUUAAUCAGCCAGAAGUAUCAACAAGUGAUUGAGAGAGAAUCAAUCACUUGUGGGUGUUCAGUUCUUUUGGGGGAAUGAAAAAGUCUGUGCCAUUUCUUGAAAUUUUCCUGCGUCAUGCAGAUAGUAAAGCUGAUAUCUUUUAACACAACCGAACAGACUGCACAUGGCUUCAUGUGUCCACAAAAAAUAAAGACUGUUAAACAAUGAGGGGUUCCUUUUGGAGGGUCUAACAACACAGCUGGUGGAUGAAAAACAAAUCGUUAAAUUGGGAAUCAAACAGCAAGCCACUGUCCUGAACAGUAAUGUUUAUACAAAACCCCCAGAAAAUCACAAUAAAUAUUGUCUGAAUUAAAUAAAGCAAAUUAAAACCUGGCAAACUAAGUUUGCAAAUAUAAACCAAACUACAGUGAUUAGUCAAACAGUCUGAAUUCAUUUCAGUUCAAUUUACUGAUAAAGCACCAAUCCACAAGAAGUGUUGUCUCGAGGCACUUUAAAAAAUAUUCAAUUCAAUCACGCAUACAUUCCAAUUGAUCCUAUUAUCAAAGAGUAACACAACCUCAAUUAAAUAUUCAAAGUAGUUUUAAAAAGUUUCUAUCUUAUAAAGCCCAACAGAUUGCCUCAAGUCAUUGACUUGUAGCAUUCACUCAACCUGGAUGAGCUCAUUGCGACAGCAGAAAAUCACUUGGGUUUUAUUGCUGAAGAGUGAGAUGCCCCCCUCUAGGAAAGAAAAACAGCCAAAGAGAAUGCCAGACCAGGUGUAGCUUCUACAGAGAGAAAAAUAAGAGAGAUAAAACAAAGUUCACAGCUGAACAAAUGUCAAGUUGUGCAAAUUGGAGAGUGAUGGAUGAAGGAAAUUAGAAAAAGUGAUCAGUUUAUCUUCCAGUAGCCUAAGCCUAUAGCAUAAUAAUGACACCCUGAGAGUUUUAAAAAUCUUUUAAUUUGACCAACAUUUUGAUUCUGAGUGGAAGGGAUGUUAAUGUUUUGGAGUGGCCCAGCCACUUGUCGAUUAUCUCUAGAAACUAGGGUCAUUUCUUGAACCUCUUGGUUCAAUUUUAAACUCUUACAUCUUAAUCAGCCAGAGGUAUCAACAAUUUUGAGCUAAACUGCAAAUAUGCUGUGUAGUGAAUCAGUUUACAUUCAUACCACUUAUCCUAUGCUGUAAGCAGAAUAAGAAGUUAAAAUACAGUUAAAAGUUACAGUUUUAUGUAUUGUCUGUAAAACAUAACAAUGCCUUUUCCUUUGUAUAGACAUUUAAGGCCACAAAGUGAUAUACAACAAGACACAUUUAACACCUUGCAAAUACUUUUAUGUGCAGUUUUGCUGCUUUUGAAUUUAAGAAGUAACCUAAGGUGGUGGAAAUUGAGAACAGACUUUUUUUUUACUUCAAGAAUAAAUUGGGCUUUGAUAUAUUUAUAAGUUGCCUAAUUGAAACUGUCCUGUCUGUGAGGAAUGACCUUGUUUAAAAUGAGAGUGUAAGCUGAUGUGUGUGCGUGCGUGUGUGAGCACGAUGUGGGGAUGGGGGCAGAGGGAGGCUGGCACGCCCAAGCUAAAGUACUGAAUGACGUCCGUCUGUUGUGUCUUCUGUAUCGGUGCGCCCUGCUAUUGGCGGACUAUUGGAAAAAUAAAGCAAUCAGCGGCGCGCCAAAGGCGGGUGGAUCGCUGGUUGAUAAAUCCAGAUCUCUCUCCCGUGGGCGGGAACGGCAACAGUAGAAGAGCGAAAGUGAGGCGCAUGAGUAGCGAGAGAGAGAAAGAGACGUGGAAGAACCGAGGCUGUGGCGGCGGCUGUGGUUGACCGGGGUCCGCGGAGGGGGCGAGGCGUCCGCCCCUGCAUGCGACUUCAGCCGCGCAUGGACGACCACCUCAGUCUCCUGCAAUCACCCCCGCCGAGCGCAACCAAAACCAGAGGCGACAACCUGGUGAACCACGGCUACACCGAGACAGAGACCGACGUGAUGACGGUCGUGGCGUGUGACAACAUGCUGGAGGAGUCGGCGGCUUUGCCGGGGCACCACUCUCUGGACCGAUACGAGCCGGACCAUGAGUGCUGCGAGCGGGUGGUCAUCAACAUCUCUGGGUUGCGCUUCGAGACGCAGCUGAAGACGCUGUCACAGUUCCCAGAGACGCUGCUGGGGGACCCCAAGAAGAGAAUGAGAUACUUCGACCCCCUCAGGAACGAAUACUUUUUUGAUCGGAACCGACCCAGCUUCGAUGCCAUUCUUUAUUAUUAUCAGUCAGGCGGGCGCAUCAGGAGACCUGUUAACGUGCCCAUUGACAUUUUUUCUGAGGAGAUCCGCUUCUACGAGCUGGGCGAGGAGGCUAUGGAGAAGUUCAGAGAGGAUGAGGGCUUUAUUAAGGAGGAGGAGCGGCCGCUGCCUGAUAAUGAGUUUCAAAGGCAGGUGUGGCUGCUCUUUGAGUAUCCAGAGAGCUCGGGUCCCGCCCGGGGAAUCGCGAUAGUGUCUGUCUUGGUCAUUCUCAUCUCCAUUGUCAUCUUCUGCUUAGAGACGCUGCCGGAGUUCAGGGACGAGAACAGGGACCCGAUCACCAUUGCGCCUCUGAUAAAUGGCACGCUGCCCUAUUUCAUUAGCCCCUUCUCAGACCCCUUCUUCGUGGUGGAGACGCUAUGCAUCAUCUGGUUUUCAUUCGAGCUGCUGGUGCGCUUCUUUGCAUGCCCGAGUAAAGCCACGUUCUCCAAAAACAUUAUGAACAUCAUUGACAUCGUUGCCAUCAUUCCCUACUUCAUCACCCUGGGCACGGAGCUGGCAGAGAGGCAGGGGAACGGACAGCAGGCCAUGUCUCUGGCCAUUCUGCGCGUAAUCAGGCUUGUUCGGGUGUUUCGCAUCUUUAAGCUUUCGCGGCACUCCAAGGGCCUCCAGAUUUUAGGGCAGACUCUAAAGGCCAGCAUGCGCGAACUGGGGCUGCUCAUCUUCUUCUUGUUUAUCGGGGUCAUCCUCUUCUCCAGCGCUGUCUACUUCGCCGAGGCAGACGACCCGGAAUCGGGGUUCAACAGCAUCCCGGACGCGUUCUGGUGGGCGGUCGUCACCAUGACCACCGUGGGUUACGGGGAUAUGCACCCCGUGACGAUCGGGGGCAAGAUUGUGGGAUCCCUGUGCGCGAUCGCGGGUGUGUUGACCAUAGCGUUGCCCGUGCCCGUCAUCGUUUCCAACUUUAACUACUUCUACCACAGAGAGACUGACGGGGAGGAGCAGGCGCAGUAUCUGCACGUGGGGAGCUGUCAACCCCUGGCGGACACGGAGGAGCUGAGGAAGACUCGGUCUUCCUCCUCACUCAGUAAAAGCGAGUACAUGGUGAUAGAGGAGCACGGGAUCAACAGCGCGUUCAAGCAGCAGCCAAACUUCCCGACCACCACGACCACCGCUCAGAACAACUCUCAGAACUGUGUCAACAUAAACAAAAAGAUCUUCACCGACGUGUAGCCAGCUUUACAGUAAAUGACCCCUGGGCACAGGAGGACGUGAUGAGUCAAAACUUAUAUGCAGCAGCGUUUGGAAGCAACGGCAGAUAAAAUGAGAGCGAAAGGGGGGGAUAAAAAUGGGCACAGCCCGUCUGUUUUAAAGAGAUGCUUUGUGCGCCAUUCCAACAAUUUGAAUUUUUAAAAAAAUCGAUAUAUUUAAGUAAUUCUUGCUUGCAAAAAGAGAACGACCUCCACCUUCAUAUCUACUGUUGUUCUCUGAAUGAGCGGUAACGAACCUGCUGUGCGCCGUGCAGUGACCAGUAUGUUAAGCACAUUACAACAGGUAGAGAUAAAAGCUGUAUGACUGUGAAAAACGAGUACAAGUAGAUACUUCUGAGAAAGGACGCUCACACGGUGUUAUCAUGCGUCAAGAGUCGUGAUUCGACAGUAAUAGCCUAUAUGUUUAAUAUUCGGAGUCAUUUAAAUAUGUGUAGCCUCUGUGUGUGGUCAAGCAGAGAUCAUGUCAGAAUGACGUAGUCCAGCAUAAUAUAUAUCUAUGUCAUAUAAACCGUUUUGUGGUAUACCUUUAUUGUGCGUUAAAGUCUAGUCUAAAUACUACUGUCUUAAAAAAAAUAAUCCAUAGAUAUAAAUUGUCUUGGUAGGCUAUUUAAUGCGUAAGCAGCUCCACGUAAACCACCAGAGUCAAGACGGCCGUCAGGGUCUCAUUAUAGAUACUAUACACACGUGAGGAGGGAGAGAAAAUAGGGCGCGUUCUCCGAUCAAAGAUGGGGCGCGUUUCUCUUGUGGUAACCUCGAAUAUAGCCCGCUGUGAUGCAGUCUCCAUGGUGACGCGUGUUUCCUCGGUAACCCUUCCCCCCUCCCCAAGUCACCGUUGCCAUAGCAUCACUGUUUCCACAGUAACCUCCCAGAUGGUUUCAAAGCUAUAUUGGAGAUUCAAGUGUGAGUGGCUUGUCUUUUCGGUGUCUUAAUCAAUCAGACCAAAACAUAUUCAGAUUCAACGACUGUUAAAGACUGCCGGUACAAAAAAAAAAAUUAAAAAAUUCAGUGAAGACCUCAGCCACUCUGAACUGGUCAACAAUCCCGAGCCACGACUCAAAACGGUGUUGUGGUGGGAGACUGAAAGGAAGAGGCAGCGUGUGAAGAAUUAUGAAUGGACUGGGAAUACGUUGCACGACUGUCCCGAGUGCACUACUGCGGGUGGCCAUCGGAGGAUGCUGUUCCACUGACAAAAAAUGGUGAAAGAAUUUGUUUCUGCUCAGACGUCCCGGAUCCCCUGAUGAUCUCAUUUCAGUUGCCUCCCUUCAAGGAUGCAGAGACUUCGUUCUGGUUCUGUUGGACUGGAUAGGCCUGGUGGAUUUGAUCUACUUCCCCUGCCUUCUUAAUUUCAACGGGUGCCCUCCAAUUGGUGACUAGUAAUUCUCCCACUUUUCAAUUCAAAAUGCAUAAUCAACAGGCACAUAAAGCUGUUCUCAGAACAUUUUGUAGCACACAGUUUGGACUUGAUACUCUAUGAAUGGAGCUUUUGCAGGGUCAAAGGUAAUUUAGAUGUAAAAAAAAAAAAAAAAAAAAUCAUCUGGACAUUUUCUAAAUGGCAUACAAUAGUUAAGCACAGCAAACUGCCAGCAUUUUUGCAAAGCACCUUUCACUUUACGGGGACUUUGUUGUUGUUUUUUUUUUAAACUUUGUUUUUUAUUUAUUUUCCCCCAAAGGUGAUAAUAAUCAUGGACAAUAAAAAAAUAAGAAAUAUUUGAAAGCAAGUUUAAAAAAAGAAGUGGCAAAAAAAACUGAGUCCAUCUGUGAUUAGACUGAUAUGAAACUGUGAUACCAAUCAAAGACUGUUAGCCAUAUGCCUUUGUUAUAUGUGUGUGCUCUGUAUUGCUAAAUAUGUGAAACAGACACAUUCUCAUGUGUGCUGGUUGCUGCUAUUCUUUUGACAUAUUCAUGAAGAACAACGCAAAUGCAUUUAGGCACAUGUCAAUACAGACACUCUAGACAUAUACACACAAACACACACUUGUUUACAUGUCUCAGCUCUAUCCCACAGUGCACUUUGGGGUUUUUUUUAUUGUUGUUUUUCCAUUUGGGACAGAGCAGAAUAUUGACAGUUGAAGGCUGUGUGUGCCUGGAUUUAUUCUGCGUUGUGCACUGUCUUCAACAUGACCCAUAUAAAGAGAU